AUGGAGAGAGGAUUCCAGCUUCAAACAAAACCUAUUUUCAGCGGCGGCGAAGCCUCCUCCACGGCGGAGAUGGUGGUGGACGAAGUUUUUUUCAAUGGCGUCCAUGCCGGGUUAACCUUCCACUCCUUGUUGAUGCAAGACCAGACGCCGCCGCUGCCUCCAUUCUUGGAGUCUUCUCUCAACUACGAUCCCAAUGGCUAUCCGGCAACGGAAAUCCAUAAUCUGAAAAUUCCGAAAACUGAACAGCAGUUUUUCAAUGUAAAUAGCUCCGUCUCCGGUGAGGUUCCUCAGUACAACUUCUUCUUCAAUACGACGCCGUCUGUUGCUGAAUCUGAUGUCAUCUUCCCUCAGCUACCUAGCCUCCUCUCUCUGGAGCUGCCUCAACACAAGCAUUUCCAACUCGCUGCUUCCUUACCGUCGAACUCAGCAGAACCGGCAGCGAGUGCUACCCACUCGGAGAAGAGUUACCACCAGCACCGGUUCGGUCCAUACAGGUCUCCUGGAGCUGUGGCGCCGUCGAGCACACUGGCGAGGCAGCGGCGGCAGAGGAUUAGCGACAAGACAAGGUGUUUGCAGAAGCUUUUGCCUUGGGACAAGAGGAUGGACAUGGCAACGAUGCUGGAGGAGACAUACAAGUACAUCAAGUUCCUCCAGGCGCAGAGUAGCGUCCUCCAGUCUAUGCCUAGUAACACUGGGGCGGCGCCUCCACUUUCUUUCGGCAAUGAAGAAAAUGGUGGAGUUUAUGGGAGUGUUUUGGAGCGGCUGAACAGGCAGCAAUUGCUGGAGGUGGUGGUGAAUUCUCCCGUGGUUCAGACGAUGCUUUACUCAAAAGAAUGCUGCGUUUACUCCGUCGAACAGUUGAAUAUGCUGCAGAACAUUGCUGAAAGAAAUGGAUUGAUUCAUCACAUGCAUGGCAUUUGA
This is a messenger RNA of Fraxinus pennsylvanica, 921 nucleotides long. NCBI's taxonomy places the organism in Eukaryota, Viridiplantae, Streptophyta, Magnoliopsida, Lamiales, Oleaceae. The record is from the annotation of a GenBank genome assembly.